Molecule: messenger RNA, 3857 nt
Organism: Paramecium sonneborni
Lineage: Eukaryota; Ciliophora; Oligohymenophorea; Peniculida; Parameciidae
Source: the annotation of a GenBank genome assembly
AUGAAAAUAAGAGAAUCAAAUGAUAACUCAGAAAAAUUGCUAUCAAAAUUACAAUAUAAUUAAGUUUCCUUCUAAUUACCAAAGGAAGUACAAGAGGAAGCAACAAUCAAAUAGAUAUUAUCGUAUAACAGUCCAGUCUAUAAAAAAUUACUUUAUUAUUCAUUUUGCAUUUUGACUUGUAUAUUAUUUAGUUAAAAAGCUUAGGUGGUAUUGGAUAUUUAUUUGCCAGAUGGAAUUUAUCAUUAAAACUAGCUAUGUUAUAUAGUCAAUGUAUUAACAUUGAUUAAGCAACUCAUCUAGUUAUAACUUCAUUAGAGAAUGAAAAAGAACUAAUAAAGAUUGGAUUAAAGAAAAUGUGUGUGAAUAAGAAUGAAAAGUAAAGUAAGGUAAUAAUAUAAUAUAUAUGUAUAUAUAGUCAUUUGAUUAUCGUUUGUAUACAUAUUUUUACGAAGAUGAAUGCUUUAAAGCAAUAGAAACACCAUUUUAAUCAUUAACCCAUGAAGAAAUUAUAUAAAAUUAUUGUCGAGGAGUAGAAUCUCCCGAUGAAAUAGCUACGUAAUUUGGAUAUAAUAAUACAACGAUUCCUGAUAAAAGUACAGGGAAAAUCUUGAUAGAUGAAAUUUUAACUCCAUUUUACUUGUUUCAAAUAUUUAGUGUGGGUUUAUGGAGUAUAGAAGAAUAUUAUGAAUAUGCAGUAGUUAUAUUUUUGACAUCAGUAAUUUCAAUAUUAGUGUAAUUAAGAGAAACAAAACAGAAUUUUUAGAAGCUUAGGAAGAUGACUUCAUAAGAUUCAGUUGAACAUAUUUUUAGAGGAUAAAAUAAUAUAAAAAUAUAGAAUAAGAAUAUUAUAGUAGAUAAUUCAGUAAUGAAUAACAGAUAGAAAUUAAGUUCAAAAGCAAUAUUACCAGGAGAUUUGAUAGAAGUGAGAGAUGAUUGGACAGUACCUUGUGAUUGUAUUUUAUUAAAUGGUUCUUGUAUAAUAAAUGAAUCAAUGUUGACAGGAGAAUCAAUACCAAUAAUAAAAAACCCAAUUUAAUUGAAUAAAUUUAUUUAUUCUCCAAAUGAUGAUUCUAAAUCAAUAACUUUAUUUGCUGGAACAAAAUGUUUAGAAUGUAGACAUCCAGAGAAAGGGUAAGUACCAAUUUUAGCAUUAGCAGUAUAGACAGGAUUUUAAACUAUAAAAGGAUAAUUGGUUAGAUCAAUUUUAUAUCCUAAGCCAACUACAUUUUCAUUUUAUAAAGAUUCAUUAUCAUUUAUAGCAGUUUUGGCAAUGAUGUCUUUUGUAGGUUUUUCUUUGACAAUAAAAGAUUAAAUAGAUGAAUUAAAAGAGGAUAAUACAACAAUAUUUUAAAUGAUUAUAAAUUCUUUAGAUUUAAUUACAAUUACAGUACCUCCAGCUUUACCCACAUGUUUAUCAAUCGGUGUAUCAUUUGCAUUAUCAAGAUUAUCAAAGAAAUCAAUUUAUUGUAUAUCUCCUAAUAAAGUGAAUGUAGCAGGGAAAAUAACAAUAAUGUGUUUUGAUAAAACAGGAACAUUAACUGAAGAUGGUCUUGAUCUCUAUGGAGUGAGAUCAAUAGGAUAUAAUCAUAGUAAAUAUUUAAAAUUUAUAAUAUAGAGAAAUCAAAGAUAUGCUUUUAGGAUUUAAUAAUUAAUGUUAAAGAGGAAUUAUAAACACCAAAUGUUAUGUAUUCAAUGAAUUUAGGAUAGAAUAUAUAUGGAUAGACUUAAUUAUAACCAACUUAAUUAAUAUUAGAAAUUAUGGCUUCAUGUCAUGGAUUGGCUAAAGUAAAUAAUAAUUUGAUAGGUGAUCCUUUAGAAGUCAAAAUGUUUGAAGCCACUAAUUUUGAAUUAGAUGAUUUACAUAAUGAAGUAUUUAAAGAUGAUGAUAGAAUUUAAAUUUUAAAAAGAUUUGAUUUUUCAUCAACUCUAUAAAGAAUGAGUGUAAUUGUAUCAAGAAAUAAUAAAUUGAGAGUACAUGUAAAAGGAUCUCCUGAAAAAUUAAGAGAAUUAUGUAAUCCAGUAACUGUACCAAGAAGUUUUCAUAAGAUACUUGAACAUUAUUCAAAAAUGGGUUUUAGAGUAUUAGCAUGUGGAUCAAAAAUGAUAGAAAAUGAAUGUAGCCGGGAUAAAGCAGAAUGUAAUUUAACAUUCUUAGGUUUCUUAAUAAUGUAGAAUAAAUUAAAACCUGUGACUAGAAAUAUUAUAUAAACAUUGUAAGAUGCAAUGAUUAGAACAGUUAUGGUUACAGGUGAUAAUGUUUUGACUGCUAUUUCAGUUGCUCGACAAUGUAAUCUUGUUUAACCAAAUUAACGUAUAUUUUUGGGAGAUAUUGCAGAAGAAAAAUUAGAUGGAAAAAAUCAUAUUACUUGGAAAGAUUUUGAUAUGAGUGAUAAAGUAUUAAAUCCAGAAAAUUUAUCUCCAGAAUUAGAUAUUAAAGAUGAUUCUGGAGAUGAAUUUGAAACACCCGAGUUAUUUGGUUAAUAAGAAAAACAAUAUGAAUAAUAAUAAUUAGAAAUAGUCAUUGAAGAAAAUGAUAAAAUAGCUGGAUCUUAAAGUUAUGAGAAUAGAAAAACAAUGAAUUUAAAAAAAAGCAAAUAUUAAAGUUAUAAAGAAUAAGAAGAAUAAUUAAAGGCAGAAAACCUUGAUCAUCUAAUUGAUGAUUAAGAUCCAUGGAAAACAGAUUAACCAUUUGUAGUUGCAAUAUCUGGAAAAGCAUUUUAAUUGCUUUUAAAUCAAAUUGACACAAAUCCGAAAGCAAGAAGAUUGUUUGGUUUAAUGUUAGAAAAAGCUUAAAUCUUUGCUAGAAUGAAACCUGAAUAAAAAGCUUAACUAAUAACUCAUUUAUAGAAAAUCAGUAGAAAAGCUCUAUGUGGUAUGUGUGGAGAUGGAGCAAAUGAUUGUGGAGCUUUAAAGGCAGCAGAUAUUGGAAUCUCAUUAUCUGAUGCAGAGGCAUCAAUAGCUGCUCCAUUUACUUCUAAAAUUUAAAAUAUUUCUUGUGUUGUAAAAUUAUUAAGAGAAGGGAGAGCAUCAUUAGUUACUAGUUUCUAAUGUUUUAAGUAUAUGGCUUUGUAUAGUAUGAUUUAAUUUUGUACUGUAACUUUGCUUUAUUUCACACUUUCAAAUAUGUCAUCAUUAGAAUACUUUUAUAUAGAUUUAUUUAUCAUUAUACCUUUAGCAGGUACGAUGGGAUAAACUAAAGCAUACAAAAAGCUUACUCAAUUUCAACCAGGAUCAAACUUAAUUUCUUUUCCAGUUUUAUUAUCAGUAAUUGGGUAAACCCUAAUAUAAAUUGGAUUUUAAACUUUUGUUUACUUUUUUAUGAAGAAUUAAUCUUGGUAUAGAUCUGGAGUUGAUAUCCAUAAAGAUAUUGGAGAUAUUGAUGAUCAUCUUGCAAUGGAAUCAUGUUAUGAAAACACUGUACUAUUUUUAUUUGCUAAUUUCCAAUAUGUAUUUCAAUGUGUUGCUUUUUCAAUUGGUAAACCAUUCAGAAGAGAAUUUUACACUAAUAUUUAUUUUACUAUAUGGAUUACUAUAGCAAUGAUCUUUAAUUCAUACAUUCUCUUAUUACAAAAAAGUGGAUUUCAAGAUAUAUUUGGAGUAAAUAUUAUUAUUUAUUUUUUAGUUUAUGUUUGACUAUGAAUCUGAAACAAAUAGUAAUCUAAACUCUGCAAUUGAUGAAGAAUGGAUGUUUUGGCUAUUUGGAAUAAUGUUUAUAAAUCUGAUUACAACAAUAAUAUUUGAGAAAUACAUAGUACCUUUCACAACCAGAUUUUAUAGGGGUAAAAAAAGAAAACUGUUAAAGAGAUACAAAUAUUCUGAAAAUCCAUACCUAAAUGAUCAAUUAAAGUAGAAAUGAU